AUGAUCGAGGCUCGGAAAAGUGAGUUUUUGAAUUUUUUUAGGACUACUAAAGUGACCACUUCACGAUUUUCUGGUCUCUUCCAAGAUUCCAUUAGAAAGGGUUCAGAAUUUUAUUAAUAAUUGCUUGAAGCCUCUCUAGUGGUCCCUUGGAAAGGAGCGGACUUUCCUUCCAGUAACUCUGAUAAUUAAAAAAAAACAGAUUGGACGAAUUAUGUUGAUCCAUUGACCCCUAAAGUGGCCACUCAAAUUUUAGUGGUCUAGUAGUAGCGCUUAGACCACUAUAGUGGCCACUAACUUUUAACCCCUUAAGUGGUCACAAACUUGACUACUAUAGUGCCCACUAGAACGUCAAAACCCUAUAGUGGCCACUGAAAAAUUUCCCAGUUCCUCUGAAGUUUACACUUUAGGAUAACUUUUCAAUACGGUAGAUAAAAAAAUAUCCUUAUCAAAUUAUCUCUCAGGAUCGGAUUCUGAGUCGACGUCAUCAUCGUCUUCUGAUGACGAAGCCCUAGAAGCACUACCAGAUGACGUCGUACAAAAUUUGGCCGACUGCCAAACCCAAAAUGAACCUGGAACAUCCUCUUCCACAUCUUCUUGGAUGGGAUCUUUCAAUCAAAAAUUGAAAAAGUCCUCAUCCUUCAAAAAACUUUAUGAAAAGGAUUUUUUUAGAGCUGGAGCUUCUGUAAUGGGAACUCUGAGGUCGAGCACGUCUUCUACGAAUUUAGAACAAAAAACUGAGGAGCCGAAGCCUCAAAACAAGAAACACCACUGGAAACAUCGGCUGUGGUCUACUUGGAACAAUAUUAAAUAUUCCAGUUGGUUUUUGGUGUAUUUUGGUUAAAAGAAGCUAGAUCUGGUACCCUCCAGAACCCAUAGGAUUUUCGAAAUAUUGAUUUUUCCGGGUCUCUUUUGUCACUUAAAACUUCGAAAAUUCAUAUCUGGGUUCAAAAUGCUCAGAAUGGCGUAGAAAGAAGUUUUUUAUCGUGUUCAGUGGGCCCUCUUGCAUAUAGAACCAUCUGGUACCCGCAAGAACCCAUAGGAUUUUUGAAAUAUCGAUUUUUCCUUAUUUUGGGCCAAUUUCGUCAGUUACAAAUUCAAAAUCUCAUGUCUCGGAUUGAAAUGCUCAGAAUCGGGUGGAAAAAAAAUGUUUAUUGUCUUCAGAGGGCCCACUUUCUCAUAGAACUAUCUGGUAGCCGCAAGAACCCAUAUAGUUCUCGAAAUAUCGAUUUAUCAAUGUUUCAGUCAAGAUAGUUACUGUAAACUUCAAAAAUUUAUAUUUUGGUUAAAAAUGCUCAGAAUCAGGUGAAGAAAAGUUUUUUAUUGUCUUCAGAGGGCCCUUUUUCAUAUAGAACUAUCUGGUACCCUCCAGAACCCAUAGGGUUUUCGAAAUAUCGAUUUUUCUUUUUUCUAGGUCUAUUUUGUCACUUAGAACUUCAAAAAUUCAUAUCUCGGCCCAAAAUGCUCAGAAUCGGGUGAAGAAAAUUUUUUAUUGUUUUCAGAGGACGCUCUUUCAUAUAGAAACAUCUGGUUCCCUCCAAAACCCAUAGGAAUUUUAAAAUAGCCGCUUUUUAGAAAAGUCUGCUUAUGUAUACUAGGAAAACUGAAGCGUGUACUAAAGGAAAAAGGGAAACAAGGACCCCCUAAAUGGUCAUUUAGGACCUGAUAUAGGGAAUUUUUCAAAAAGUGUCUGGUAGGACUUCGGGAAAAAAAAAGAAAUUUUUUUCAGGAUCGCAAACUUUUGAGCAAACUUAUCAAAAAGAAACUAGUUGACACUUCCCAAAUAUGAAUUUUAUCAGGGUUUUUUCGAAAAAAUUGGAAAUUCUUCAAUUUUACCUCUGAGCUGGAAUGGAGCAUUUUUUCAAAUAUUUUUUUUGUUACUUUUUAUGAGAACUUAUCCAAAAGGGUUUUAGAGGAAUUUUUCCUUUCAUUUUGUUGGAAAACAAGUAUUUUUCUGAUUAGUUAGGUUUUCAACUGAAAAUCUCAUUUUGGACUCUUUUUAGACGAUAAUUCAUGCAACAGAAACGGAAAAAUGAAAAAAAGCUGUUUUUUUAAGUCAAAGAAAUUUAUUAAUUUUAUAAUUUUUUUCCUUAGAAGUUUAUUUCUAAAUUUUUAGAGAAUUUUUUUAAUGUUUUUCGAAUUUUUUUGUUUACAGAAAAAAAUAUCAAUUUUUUUCAAUUCAAAAAAAUCUCUUUUUGGAACGAUUUAGGCGCUUGGAUGAGCGAUCGAAGCGAUGAGUACGGCGGAGCGAACAAGGUCGUUCUUCUUGGGCGAUUUUUAUAUCACUGAUAAAGAUGGUAAGAAGUUGUUACCAUUCGAUUAAAAGUACAGCUGUAUUUUUAAUAAUUCCUAGAGUUCAGAAGCCAAUGGAGCAUGUGGAUUCGAAGAUUUCUAUCUGGAUUAUUAUUCCCGUAUUUGGAUUACGUAUAGAACUAAUUUUGCGCCUUUACUUGGCACUGAGGUUGGCGAAAUGAUAAUUCAAAAUAAUUAUUUGAAUUUCAAGACGACGUCCGACUGUGGCUGGGGUUGUAUGUUAAGAACGACACAAAUGAUGGUAGCCCAUGCGAUUUUUUUGAACCGAUUGUCUAGAAGUGAAUUUUUUCACCUAUAUUGAACUGUAGUUCAAGGAAAAAAUUUUCAGAUUGGCGGUAUACUCGAAGGAAAAAGUCGAAUAUUCAUGGCCAAAGUGUCCAGACACCCGAUUUCGACGCUCAUCUUCAGAUUUUACAGCUUUUUGAAGUAUUUCGAAUUUUAUCUCUGCCUAUUUUAUGUGCUUUUUCAAGGACUGUGAGAAGGCCCCAUUGGGAAUCCAUCAAUUGGUAAAAAUCGCGUCGAAGAACAAAGGGAAAUCGGCUAUCGGCUCUUGGUACACUCCUUCGGAGGCUGUGAAUCUUUUGAGGUAAUUAAAAAAAUAAGGAAUAUUUUCAGGUCUACUUUUAGCUCAAAUAUUGAUAUAGAAAAUAUCAGAGAGUUCAUUUAGGGGGGCGCGCCGUAGCGCAACAGGUUGUGUGCCUGUCUACGGUCCACAGGGUCACAAGUUCGAUCCCCGCCCCGACCCAACCAAGGGGUUUAAGAAAUGUUGGUAGUGGGAAACCACGACUUUAAAAUCCCCAGCCGUCACACACAAAGACGGAUAUGUCACUAGAGCCAGUCCACUGAUAUCAGGAUAGGACCUCGGCUAAUCGACUUGGGGCGCCGACGCCGCUCAAGCGGUACAAAGGCGUAAGAAGAAGAAAAAGAAGAGAGCUCAUUUAGGACUAGUCCGUUCAGGUUUUGAGCUACAAUUAAAAUGACAUCAUUAGAAAACGCUCUUGCUCGUUGAUUGGUUGUUACGUCAUUAGGGGCGGAGCUUCAGACUUGAAAUUCAAAAUCUGAAUGGUCUACAUGGCGAUUAUUUGGCCGAAGUCCUGCUAGGAGUAAAAAAGUGGCAGCGCCUAAGAAUAUCGAAAUUGGAAGCGCCUGACUAGGGUAUGGUCUCCCCUGAACAUCGAGUUGAGAAUUGAGACUGUGUGGGUUUGAUAGACUUUAUUGUCAUUUUCCUAAAUUUUUAGUGUAAAUAUUUGAAAAAUUUCUUAAAAAUAUGAAAGUUAUGAAGUUAUAAGUCGACAAAAAUUUUAUCCGCCAAAAGGAUUCGAACCCUGGUCACAAUAUUGACAAGUUUCGGGAGACCACUACCACUACACCACGCCGCCAGUUGCUAACCGAGGGCUCCGAGCGCGGCCAUAUCCGCGCUGGAAAACUUUCGACGAUCUUUUCCUCCGCCGCCCGUGGGGUUUAGCAGAAUUUUAUUUUUGAGUCCGAGAGCUCCUACCCAGAACUGUCAAACCCACAUAGUCUCAAUUUUGAGAGAGACCAUACCCUAGUAAGAAUAUCGAAAUUGGCAGCGCCUGAGAAGAUAGAAAUUGGCAGCGCCUAAAAAUAUCAAAAUUGGCAGCACCUGAACUUUCGAAUGUCUUCGAAACUUGGCUGGAAAAUUUCUAUUCUCAUGCAGGCCAGUAGCACCCGCGGAUGCUACCGCCGAGCACCCGAAACGCAAUUUUCAGCCGCGCAUAGUUCAGCGGAUCUAAGCAAACGCCCAGUUCACGCGCCGAGCCCCCGUUUAGGUCCGGGACAACACGUGAAACGUUAAAAAACACCGGGUGAUCGGCAGUAGUGCCCGUUUCGCAAAAUUAUGACGUAUUAGCCCAACGGGGGCUACUGGCCAGCAUUAGAGAACAUUAAGCUUCUACAAAAUGGCAGCGCCUGAAUAAAAAAAAAUUUCAAAGCAUUUUGAAAAAAUGGAAGUUCCUUGACAGGGGAGCUCAUUUUACUUUGCGGAUGGGAGUUACCUGAAAAUUGGCCAGAACACUUCUUCAUGUACCAGAAGAAGAUUCUAGGAGUUUCAACCGGCACAACUUCCUAGAUUUCGAGAAAUAAGCGCUUUAAGCCUCAAAAUAGCCUUUCUUUUAUGAAUUUGGGGGAUUUCUCUGACUUUGAGGCGUCUUAUCUCAAAAAUAAGGAAGUUGUGAAGGUUUAGGUCUUCAGAAUCUUUUUCUGGUACGUUAAGGAGCUCUCUGGCCAAUUUUCAAUCCCAACCGCAAAAUAAAAUGAUCUUCCUUGUGAGAAUCUCCUUGUCAGUUAUUUAUCUUCUUCUUUCCCUUCUCUAAUUGGAAUUUUGUCCUUCAUUUCUUUUUUUUCGUAGAAAAAAUUGCUAUCCGAUCAUCCGAACUUCCUAGAAGCAGCUGUUAAAUUUUUUUCGAAUCGCGCUUUUUUUAACAAUUUUUUUUUCUAUUUCAUCACUUAAUUUUUCGAUUUCUUUAUAAAAUAGUCUGUUUUUUGCUUUUAUCAACCGUAGUAAGAUUAUAUUUUUCCAGAACAGCCUUACUGGAGUCAUCUUCGCCAGUGACGGGAGACCUGGCGAUGAUGGUCUCAAUCGGCUCCAUACAUAUCCGAGACGUUGAUUUGGAGACGCGCGAUUGGUCCAAGAGACUUUUAUUAGUAAUCGUUCUACGGUUGGGGGCUACUGAAAUUAAUACGGUUUGUACCUAAAAAUAAAAUUCAAUAUGAUGGACUAGCUGAAAAAUCUAAAUUUUUGUUUAUUAUCCGAUAUUUGUGCUCUUUUACCACCUUUUUUUCAGGUCUACGUCCCUCACCUACAGUUUUUGUUCAGUUUAUCGUGUUUUUUGGGCGUUUGUGGUGGCCGACCCGAUCAUUCACUUUAUUUUGCUGGUUUUUAUGGAGAUGUGAUUCAUUUAUUUUUGAUAAUAGAAGUUUAAUUUCAUUCAGCAAGUUAUUUAUUUGGACCCGCACGUCGCUCACGAAUAUAUCCCAUUGACGGAGGAUUCAGAAGAAAGAAAGUCGAGUUUGGAAGAACAUAAUGAUGAGAAGGUAUGGGUGAAGAAGUGUCGCACUUGGAAUGGGUAGAUGCGUCGCGGUUGCGUAGCGGCUCGCAUUUUUUAGACUUUUCUUGGCGCUUACGAACGUUGAGUCAUUUCAAAUGCGACCUUGAGCUUCUGCUCUAACAGAUUUUUCUAAUAUUACUGUUUUUUUUUUCAGAAGAUAAAGAACCCCCUGAGAAGCUAUCAUUGCAAGUUGAUGUCGAAAAUGCACUUUGCUGAUAUGGAUCCGAGUUGUGCGGUACCUGAAAAUUUAAGUCUAAUUUUAAAUUUUAAUAUUUGAGAUCGGUUUCCUGUUCAAAUCGAGAGCUGAGUUCGAUGAGGUCGUCAAGGCGAUGAAUUUGGUUGGUUUUUAUUUUUCCUAGAAGCUUUUUUCAGCGGUGAAUGGCUUCAUAAUGAGCUCUAGCUUAAUUUGAAAAAAAAAAAACUAUUAACAACUUCAUAUUCGUUUCAAGACCAAACUUGAAUUUCAGAAGUGAAGCCAUAUUCAAUUCAACUUCUUUCUUCCCGUUAUUCAAAGUUUUAAAUUCAAAUAACUUCAGGAUUUUUUUACUCUAUUCGUAUACCUUAUAUGACGUCAGUCAAAAUCUCUCUCAAGUCGAUUUUCAAUUCCAAGUGACUUGAAUAUAUAAUGAAGAGUUUUCUUUCAAACGAAACGACGCUAUGAUCCUUCCAAGAUCAUUUUCAAGUUUCAAAGUACGACGCGGUUAUUUUCAAAUCAAUUUUGAGCCAUAGGUUACUCAAUAUCACUUAAAAGGUCUUGAUAAAUGUUCUAAUCCCAUUUUUUAAGCUCUGAUUGGUUCGAGAAUCUUUUUGAGGAAGAUUUGGAUUUCUCAAUGUCAAAGUGCUAUUUAGCUCGCUUUUUGAAAAAUUUCAAAGUGGGAGUGGGCCGUAGCGCAACAGGAUGUGUGCCUGUUUAUUGUCCAAAGGGUCGCAAGUUCGAUCCCCGCCGAGACCCAACCAGGGGGUUUAAGAAAUUUUGGUAGUAGGCUUCCUAAUCUGCCACACAGUCGGCGGCUUGACAACAUAGAUUAGAAAAAAAAAAUGGACACGUUCAUUUUUUUCAGAGCCAAGUGAUCGACGUGGACCUCGGCAAAGGAGAAGGAAUGAAAAGAACCCGAGAUCCGCUUUUUAGUGUCAUUUAUGGCGAAAGAGCGGCCCCAUCGGAAUUUUCGAGGGAAAAUUCAAACUCGGAAGCCGAAAUAGCACAGGCCCAGCAGCACGGCUUUGAACUUCUCUGA
Molecule: messenger RNA, 6613 nt
Organism: Caenorhabditis auriculariae
Lineage: Eukaryota; Metazoa; Nematoda; Chromadorea; Rhabditida; Rhabditidae
Source: the annotation of a GenBank genome assembly